Molecule: messenger RNA, 1439 nt
Organism: Polyodon spathula (Mississippi paddlefish)
Lineage: Eukaryota; Metazoa; Chordata; Actinopteri; Acipenseriformes; Polyodontidae
Gene: ilf2
Product: interleukin enhancer binding factor 2
Exons: 15
Coding region: 113-1276 (387 amino acids)
Source: RefSeq, a predicted model, not a curated record
UAGAUUAAGCGACCGCGCAGUGGUCGGAGGCACCAGCGUGGAGCGGCUUGCGUUUUAAAUCAUCUCAGCGUUUCGGGAAAAAAAACAAACAUCCACAACGUCGUACGCAAUCAUGAGGGGUGAUAGAGGCCGAGGCCGCGGAGGGCGGUUCGGCUCCAGAGGAGGACCCGCUCAGGGGUACAGGCCCUUUGUUCCACACAUCCCGUUUGAUUUCUAUGUGUGUGAAAUGGCCUUCCCUCGAGUGAAGCCUGCCCCCGACGAGACGGCCUUCAGCGAGUGUCUGCUGAAGAGAAACCAGGACCUCAGCCCCACCCCUACAGAGCAGUCUUCCAUCUUGUCCCUCGUCACAAAGAUCAAUAACGUGAUUGACAACCUCAUUGUUGCCCCGGGUAACUUCGAAGUGCAACUUGAGGAGGUGCGCCAGGUGGGCUCCUACAAGAAGGGCACCAUGACCACGGGGCACAACGUGGCAGACCUGGUCGUCAUUCUCAAGAUCCUGCCCACGCUUGAAGCUGUUGCAGCUCUUGGAAACAAAGUCGUAGAGACCCUCCGAACACAGGACCCAGCAGAAGUGCUGUCCAUGCUCACCAACGAGACCGGUUUCGAGAUCAGCUCUGCGGACGCCACUGUGAAGGUCCUCAUCACCACGGUGCCCCCGAACCUGCGCAAGCUGGAUGCAGAGCUGCACUUGGAUAUCAAGGUCCUUCAGAGCGCCCUUGCAGCGAUCCGCCACGCCCGCUGGUUCGAGGAGAACGCAUUGCAGUCCACCGUGAAGGUUCUGAUCCGGCUUCUGAAGGAUCUCCGAGCCCGCUUCCCAGGCUUCGAGCCGCUCACACCCUGGAUCAUAGACCUGCUGGGGCACGCUGCAGUGAUGAACAACCCUUCUAGACAGCCCCUGUCCCUCAAUGUCGCUUACAGACGUUGCCUGCAGAUGCUGGCCGCUGGUCUCUUCCUGCCUGGCUCUGUUGGAAUCACAGACCCCUGUGAGAGUGGUAACUUCCGUGUGCACACAGUCAUGACCCUGGAGCAGCAGGACAUGGUGUGCUUCACAGCGCAGUCUCUCGUCAGGAUCCUCUCUCACGGGGGUUACAGGAAGAUCCUGGGGCUGGAGGGAGAUGCCAGCUACCUGGCCUCUGAAAUGUCCACGUGGGACGGGGUGAUUGUGACCCCCUCGGAGAAAGCCUACGAGAAGCCCCCCGAGAAGAAAGAGGGAGAAGAGGAGAAUCUGGAGGAAGGAGGAGAGGGAGAGGAGGAGAGCAUGGAGACACAGGAGUAGAGGCAUCUACCGUUGCAGUUUCCUAGCGGACAGACCUGGACCACCGAGAACUGUCGCCCGGCUUUCUUUAACCCUUCUAAACAGUCUGCAUCAUUUGUGUUUUGUUUUGAGAUGUUUACAUGGUGACCAAUUAAACAGUUUGUAUUUUUGGGUUUUAUUAGGA